AUGUUUGAGAGACUCGGGAAGGUAGUUGGUCGAGCAAUGCAUCGACGACAGGCGAUGCCGGAUGCUGCACUCCGGACGAGACUUCGAUGCAGCAGACUGUGUCGGGCAAGCAGAAUGAGCUAUCCCUUCCGACGAACGGAGCUGACAGGACUCGGCAACGCCGAAAUCCACAAGAAGGCCGCUUCCCAGAGCACUGUUGUCACCGUGACGGAGAAAGCUGUUGUUAUUGCCCUGCAGGCUGCAUUAACUCGACCAUCGCUCGUCGGCAACGCGGAGAGCGCAAUUCUGCGACUUCAGCUUUGCGGUGCGCAUACUGCGUUGCGGGAAGAGGCUGCGCAAGGUUUGCUCACUCACCAAUGUGACACUCCAGAGCGCAGCACAGCCAAACUCAAGCUGCCACCAUUCCGGGCAACGCUGUGGCUUACGAUCAGCUACGCCGUCAUCAUCAUCACCGCCUCACCACCACCACCAUCACCACUGCACCAUUCUCAUUGUCACCACCACCGGCAGCAUCGUCACCACUGUCGUCGUUCCGUUUCGGACUACCGUCUCACCAACUACACUCACGGUGUCGCAGUCGAUUCAGUUUCACUGGAGACCCUCAGCACCUUGUCAAAGUUCAAUCCGGCCACACGUUGGGAAUCAUUGCGGCUCGAGCUGCGACCUCAUUGCUCAUCCAUCUUAUCGGCACAUCGGAGGUACUGCAUCCUCGCUUGGACACAACGACGCACUUCUGGUGCCAAGCCCACCAUUCAUCGUCCCCGACAAGCUCUUUCGCUUGAGCUUCCACCGACAAGAGCCAAGCGCUUUGACGACUUUGUUCUCCGACGACAGUACCAGACUGUUGCUCGCAACAUCUGCUCGGAGGAUUGCUAA
Messenger RNA from Pseudozyma hubeiensis SY62, 876 nucleotides. RefSeq lists its product as hypothetical. The transcript has 4 exons. The record is from RefSeq and is a predicted model, not a curated record. Bases 1 to 876 code for a protein of 291 amino acids. NCBI's taxonomy places the organism in Eukaryota, Fungi, Basidiomycota, Ustilaginomycetes, Ustilaginales, Ustilaginaceae.